This is a messenger RNA of Lizanozyma spartinae, 1005 nucleotides long. It is a transcript of the gene PCL1, whose product is annotated as Pcl1p. The record is from RefSeq and is a predicted model, not a curated record. Gene Ontology annotation, cellular component: cyclin-dependent protein kinase holoenzyme complex; nucleus. The transcript has a single exon. NCBI's taxonomy places the organism in Eukaryota, Fungi, Ascomycota, Pichiomycetes, Serinales, Debaryomycetaceae. Gene Ontology annotation, biological process: regulation of cyclin-dependent protein serine/threonine kinase activity. Gene Ontology annotation, molecular function: cyclin-dependent protein serine/threonine kinase regulator activity; protein kinase binding. The coding region runs from base 1 to 1005 and encodes 334 amino acids.
AUGGUUUCCAAUAUCGAAGUUCAAGCCUUGAAGGUCUUCGUUACUCAACCAGUAACCCAGGAAAUGUUACACAAGGUAGUCGUUACUACUUUGCAAGUGUUGCCAUGUAAAGAGUCUAAGACUUAUUCUGCUGCUGACAAUAGUGAAAAACCAUUACCCUCAUUAAUGACUUUCCUCAGUAAGUUGGUCAGAUACACCAAUGUCUAUACGGGAACGUUAAUGGCUACUUUGGUGUACUUGAACCGCUUGAAGCUGAAGUUGCCUAAAACAGCUCAAGGAUUGCCCUGUACAAGACACAGAAUCCUUUUGAGUUGUUUAAUCUUGGCCGCUAAAAACUUGAACGAUUCUAGUCCAAAGAAUAUCCACUGGGCUCAGUACACUGAUGGAUUGUUCUCCGUCAAGGACAUCAACUUGAUGGAAAGACAAUUGCUACACUUGUUGAACUGGGACUUGAAGAUCUCCAACGACGACAUGUGUCUGAACCUUCACAAGUUUUUGGAGCCAAUCAAGCAAGAGAUUGUCAACUCUGAGAACGUUAGAAAAUACUUGCAAAAGAAGCAACAACAAGCAGACGCCAUGCAACAAUAUUUGCAACAGAAAUCUUUAUCUUCUGUUAAUGCAGCUGAUUCUGUUUCUUCUACCGCAGCUGCAGAUGCGUACCCUUCUCCAUGUGUUGCUCCUCCUUCAAACGCUCCUCCACUGAUCCCGGUGCCUCAACUUCCACAAUCUACGUCUUCUAUUUCCUUACGUUCUAAUAUCUCCAGAUCUUCCUCGGUGGCUUCUACUCUUAGUUUGACCUCUCAUGGAAGAAACGGCUCUGUCAGCUCAAUCUCCUCCUCAGAGUCUUCUCCUGUUCAACAUCAAAAGAAAUCUAUUUGGAAUGAUCACAACCAUGUCGAUCCCAGAAUAGAAUUGACCGCUCAAAACGAAGAAGCUCAAUUGAACAACAUGUUGAAGCUGAUCAGAGCAAGAUUCAACCAUUCAAAUACGUUACCAUCUUUUUGA